Molecule: messenger RNA, 2106 nt
Organism: Kazachstania africana CBS 2517
Lineage: Eukaryota; Fungi; Ascomycota; Saccharomycetes; Saccharomycetales; Saccharomycetaceae
Gene: FAA1
Product: long-chain fatty acid-CoA ligase FAA1
Exons: 1
Coding region: 1-2106 (701 amino acids)
Biological process (GO): long-chain fatty-acyl-CoA metabolic process; long-chain fatty acid metabolic process
Cellular component (GO): plasma membrane; endoplasmic reticulum; lipid droplet
Molecular function (GO): long-chain fatty acid-CoA ligase activity
Source: RefSeq, a predicted model, not a curated record
AUGUUUACUCGUCCACAAUACACCGUUCCAGUCGGUGAGCCUGCCAAUGAGCAUGAAACUGCUCCAAGAAGAAAUGCUAUGGCUGCAAAGGCUCCACUUGUCAGACCAAGAGGUUUUAAGUGUAAUACAGCCUACGAAUUAGCUUUGGAAUGUUUCCAAAGAGGUAAGGAUAAUAAGGCUAUGGGUUGGAGAGAUGUUGUUGAGGUUUAUGAAGAACAAAAACAAAUUUCAAAGACUAUCGAUGGUAAGAAGACAACAGUUGAUAAAACUUGGUUAUAUUACGAAUUAUCAGAUUAUAGAUAUAUCACAUUCAAUGAAUUGACUGAUAUUAUGCAUGAUUUAGGUAAAGGUUUGAAUAAAAUUGGUCUAAGACCAAAUACAACAGACAGAUUACACAUCUUCGCCUCCACAUCCCAAAAAUGGAUGCAAAUGUAUUUAGGAACACAAUCCCAAUCUAUUCCAAUCGUUACCGCUUACGAUACUCUCGGAGAAAGUGGUUUGAUUCAUUCUAUUAAACAAACUGAAUCAACUGCAAUCUUUACAGAUAAUGCUCUUUUACCAAAAUUGAUCAAUCCAUUGAAAAAUUGUCCAUCAAUCAAAUACUUAAUAUACGGUGAACCAAUCGAUCCAAAUGAUAAGAGACAAAAUGGUAAGAUUUAUCAAAACGCCAAAGGUGCAAUUGAUAACAUAAAGGAAAUUAGGCCAGACUUAGAACUUUAUAGUUUCGAUGACAUUAUGGCUCUAGGUAAAGAAAAUAGAGCUUUGAUCGAUAUACACCCACCUAAGAGAGAUGAUCUCUCAUGUAUCAUGUACACUUCAGGUUCCACAGGUGAGCCAAAGGGUGUCGUUUUAAAACAAUACAAUAUUGUUGCAGGUAUUGGCGGUGCCAAUUUAACAGUGAGCCAUGAAUUACAUCCAAAUGAUCGUAUCAUUUCAUUCUUACCAUUGGCUCAUAUUUUCGAAUUGGCAUUCGAAUUAUUAUCGUUUUUAUGGGGUUCUUGUAUUGGGUAUGCUACUGUGAAGACAUUAACUAAUUCUUCUGUCAGAAAUUGUCAAGGUGAUCUUACCACAUUCAAACCAACCGUCAUGGUUGGUGUUGCAGCCGUUUGGGAAACUGUCAGAAAAGGUAUAUUAAGUCAAAUUGAUGACUUGCCAUUUAUUAGUCAAAAAAUCUUUUGGUCCGCUUACCAUGCAAAAAUUAAUAUGAAGCAUUAUCGAAUCCCAGGUGGUGAUGCCAUUGGUAAUUUAGUUUUUAAGAAAAUUAGAAAAGCUACCGGUGGUAAUUUAAGAUUUUUAUUGAACGGUGGUUCUCCAAUUAGUACAGAUGCGCAAAUUUUCAUUUCUACUCUUGUGGCGCCAAUGUUAAUCGGUUACGGUCUAACUGAAACAGUAGCAAACGGUACUAUCAUGAACCCAUCACAUUUUGAAUUCGGUGUUGCUGGUGAUUUAACAGGUUGUGUUACAGUUAAAUUAGUUGAUGAAGCUGAACUAGGAUAUUUUGCCAAGAAUAAUCAGGGUGAAGUCUGGAUUAAAGGUGAUAAUGUUCUAACAGAAUAUUAUAAAAAUAAAGAAGAAACGGAAAAGGCAUUGACUGCUGACGGAUGGUUUAAAACCGGUGAUAUUGGUGAAUGGACACCAAAGGGUCACUUAAGGAUUAUUGAUAGAAAGAAAAACUUAGUAAAGACAUUAAAUGGUGAAUAUGUCGCAUUAGAAAAAUUAGAAUCAGUUUAUAGAUCGAACUCGUAUGUUUCGAAUGUUCUUGUUUACGCUGACCCAACGAAAGUUAAACCAGUGAGUAUUGUAGUGCCAAAUUGGGGCACAGUCACUAAAUUAGCCAAGAGUAUGGGUGUCAUUGAUGAAGGUGAGGAAAAUGAUAUUGAACAUAAGUUACAAGAAAAUAAACAAUUACAAAAUGCCGUCUAUACCGACAUGUUGAAGACCGCGAAACAGCAAGGCUUAAAUGGUAUCGAAUUAAUUGCAGGAACAAUUUUCGUUAAUGAAGAAUGGACACCACAGAAUGGAUAUGUUACCUCUGCUCAGAAACUAAAAAGAAACAAGAUCGUCGCCUCUGUUAAGAGUGAUAUCGAAAAGGUCUAUAAUCAAUGA